AUGAUGUCCGACUCAAAUGAGAGUUUCUACAGACCCCCGACUUUCAUCCUAAUUGGUAUCCCCGGCCUGGAAGACGUCCAGUUCUGGAUUUCCAUCCCUAUGUGUUUCAUGUACGUCCUCACGCUCCUGGGAAACAGCGCCAUGCUGGCUAUUAUCUUGUCCAAAGAAAGCUUCCACAAACCCAUGUACCUUUUCCUUUGUAUGAUGUCCAUCAUUGACCUGGUGGCAUCGUGCACCACGACACCCAAAAUCCUCAGCAUCUUUUGGUUCAAGUCAUUGGACAUUGAUUUUAAUGCCUGCCUGGUCCAGCUCUUCUUCAUCCAUGCCUUCUCCAUGAUGGAGUCUACGGUACUGUUGGCCAUGGCGUUCGACCGCUACGUUGCCAUAUGCCACCCGUUGAGAUACACAACCGUUCUAACCAAUCAGACUAUAAUCAGGAUUGGCAUUCUGGCUAUCACGAGAGGCUCCUUGUUCAUGGCUCCUUGCCCACUUUUGAUCAACAGAUUGUCCUAUUGUAGGACCAACGUCAUAGCGCACACUUACUGCGAGCACAUGGCCGUGGUGAAGAUCGCCUGUACAGACACAACCGUUAAUCAGGUCUACGGCUUGACGGUAGCUCUUCUGGUGAUCGCGGUGGAUACAGCAUGUAUUUCGUUUUCGUACAUCGUUAUAGUCAGGGCCGUCCUCAAACUCUCCUCUAAGGAAGCUCGUCGCAAAGCAUUCAGCACGUGUGGCUCUCACAUUAUCGUCAUCCUCAUCUCCUACAUCCUGGCGCUCUUCUCCUUCUUCACCCACCGCUUCGGACACAUCAUUCCACUCCACGUUCACAUUAUUUUUGCAAACCUUUAUAUUCUUAUUCCACCCAUGUGCAAUCCAAUGAUUUACGGCGUAAAAACCAAGGAGAUAAGGGAGAGAAUCGUAUUUAUUUUCCACUGA
Spea bombifrons (plains spadefoot toad) is the source of this 936-nucleotide messenger RNA. Its product is annotated as olfactory receptor 52P1-like. Gene Ontology annotation, cellular component: membrane. The transcript has a single exon. The record is from RefSeq and is a predicted model, not a curated record. Gene Ontology annotation, biological process: G protein-coupled receptor signaling pathway. Gene Ontology annotation, molecular function: G protein-coupled receptor activity; olfactory receptor activity. NCBI's taxonomy places the organism in Eukaryota, Metazoa, Chordata, Amphibia, Anura, Pelobatidae. Bases 1 to 936 code for a protein of 311 amino acids.